UCCAUUACUGUCUUCUCUUUCUCCGCCUCUCUGCAACAAUACUGAGCGCAUGGCUUCUUCCCCAUCCGCCAAUGGGGUUCUCAUUUUCUUCCUUCUGCUUUCAGCACCGGUGUGUCUCUCCUUGAACAACACGACGGCCUCCUUACAGUCACAUUGCCCGAGGUCUAAGACCCCCCGCCGGGGCUCGCCGGCGGGGAGCUCUUUUGUCCCCUCGACCUCCUUCCUCUCCACUCUGCAUUCCACCCUCGAUGAGAUCAAGAAGGUCGUGUCGCUCGUGUCCACCUUCUCCAGCUCUCUCGACUGCAAUCUUCGCGUCUCCUCCGCCGUCAGCGACUGCAUCGAGCUCCUUGACCUCUCCUCCGACGAGCUCACCUGGACCCUGUCCGAUUCACAGUCCAACAAUGCCUCCACCGAGGGCACCGGCGGAAACCACCUCUCCGACCUCCACACCUGGAUGAGCGCCGCCCUUGGGAACCAGGACACCUGCAAGGAUGGCCUCGGCGGGACCGGCGGCUUCGUCGAGUCACUCAUCGCCAAGGGCCUCGACAAAGUCAACUCCCUCGUCGCCGACGGACUCCGCGAGAUCGCCGCCGCGGCGGUCGAAAAUGCAGGCGAAAAGGGCGGGCGUAGGAGGCUGAUGGGCUUCCCGGAGUGGGUCUCGGCGGGGGACCGGAAGCUGCUGCAGGCCCAACCGGCGGCGGUGGCGAACGCGGUGGUGGCGCAGGACGGGAGCGGAAACUACACGACCGUGGAGGCAGCCGUGGCAGCGGCCCCAGCGGAGAGUCCCCGGAGGUACGUGAUAUACGUGAAGAAGGGGGUGUACAAGGAGAACGUGGAGGUCAAGAAGAAGAAGUGGAACCUGAUGCUCGUCGGCGACGGCAUGGGCCAGACCGUCAUCUCCGGCAGCCGUAGCUACGUCGACGGCUGGACCACCUACCGCAGCGCCACCUUCGCUGUCGCCGGCAAGGGGUUCAUAGCUCGGGAACUAACGAUCGAGAACACGGCGGGGCCGCAGAAGCACCAGGCAGUGGCGCUCCGCUCCGAUUCCGACCUCUCCGUCUUCUACCGCUGCGGCUUCUCCGGAUACCAGGACACGCUGUACGCCCACUCCCUCCGGCAAUUCUACCGCGAGUGCCGCAUCGCCGGCACCGUCGACUUCAUCUUCGGCAACGCCGCGGCGGUCUUCCAGAACUGCCAGGUCUUCCCCCGCCGAGCCCUCCCGGGCCAGAAGAACUCGGUGACGGCGCAGGGCCGCAAGGAUCCCAACCAGAACACCGGCUUCUCCUUGCAGUUCUGCAACGUCUCGGCCGACGCCGACCUCCACGGCUCCGCCAACUCUACCGCCACGUACCUCGGUCGGCCGUGGAAGGCGUACUCCCGGGCCGUCUUCAUGCAGUCGUACUUGGGGUCGGUCAUCCGGCCGGAGGGGUGGCUGGAGUGGGACGGCACCUUUGCCCUGAGCACGCUGUACUACGCGGAGUACAUGAACUACGGGCCAGGGUCGGGGUUGGGGGGGCGAGUGAAGUGGCCGGGGUACCACGCGCUCAGCGACGCCACCAUGGCUGCUAACUUCACGGUGGCUCGGUUCAUAGAUGGGAACUCGUGGCUGCCGUCGACCGGAGUGAAGUACAUAGCUGGAUUGACGGUAUAGAAACGAAGGCGGCAAUCGUUUUGAUUCGUGUUGGGUUGUUCCUUGCUUUAUGAUUUGUGCUGCUUGAUCUGCAUGUUACUGUUGAAUGAUUAAUUCUUCCUUUCUAAUAUGUAGUAGUUUGAAAAUA
Messenger RNA from Musa acuminata subsp. malaccensis (wild Malaysian banana), 1778 nucleotides. RefSeq names its product pectinesterase/pectinesterase inhibitor PPE8B-like. Lineage: Eukaryota; Viridiplantae; Streptophyta; Magnoliopsida; Zingiberales; Musaceae. Gene Ontology annotation, biological process: cell wall modification. Gene Ontology annotation, molecular function: pectinesterase activity; pectinesterase inhibitor activity. The record is from RefSeq and is a predicted model, not a curated record.